AUGGUCGACACUGACGAUGUGCAGCUACUAUCGUCAACUACAAUCACAAGCUCCAGUGAACCAUCAACAUCUACUCGCUAUUCUGACAGCGAGGCCCCCCCAGAACGGGACGAUUGGUGGUACAAAGGAACAGACAACUUGUUCCUUAACCGGUCCGGAGAGCAUCAUUUCGUGGGUGCUUCGUCCACCACUCAUCUCGCCAAACGACUCAAUCCCGGGUCCACCAAUCUUGCAUGGGAUGUGCGCCCACUUUAUGAUGACCCUUCGUCACUAAGACGGCCAGUCGGUGCUACGCUUCCUCAAUUACCCCCUUUUGAGUUCGCCAAGCGAUUAUUCUGGGUGCAAUAUGCCUAUAUCGGAACUAUCUUCUCACUGAUCCACCCUGCAGAAUUUGAAGAAAGGCUCGACCUGGUCUACCAUCAACCACUCGACCUUUCGCAUCGAGAAUCGAGUUUGGUGUAUUGCCAGACUCUACUCGUCAUUGCGUUUGGCUUGAUGUAUUCUGUAAAUCAGUGGGCGGGCGAUGACGGCCCACCGGGAUUCAAGUAUUUUAAGCACGCGCUACGAUUCUUACCUGAUAUCCACGAAGAGGGCUCGAUUUUCUUUGUUGAGGUGUUAUGCUAUGUAGCAUACUACAUGCAAAACCUUAACCGACGUGAUGCUGCUUUCCUUUACAUCGGACUGGCCUUACGCAUGGCUAUCUCUUUAGGUCUUCAUCAAGAGGUUUCAGACCCAACAAUAAGUGAGGCAGACCGCAACCGUCGACGUCGGGCUUGGUGGUCUGUCUAUAGCUUGGACCGGAUACUUUCGGUCAAGUCUGGGAAUCCUAUCACCAUCCAUGAUGAAGACAUCGGUAUAACCUGGCCCGCAGCAGUGGAUGGAACAACCUUCGAUCCAUGGCCAUCAACUGUCCUCACUCAUUAUACAAAGCUCUCCCGUAUCUUGGGACGGAUUGGCGAAGGGACUUUGCCAGAAAUUUAUCGAAAGAAGCCCGGAUCUGGAUCCAACCUCAUUGCUUCUGUUCAAAGUAUAACAAAUGAUCUUUCUGGAUGGCUACGCCAGGUCCCUGAUCGUCUGCGUAUUGAUUUCUCCACACUUGACACUCAUAUCAAUCGGGAGUCAGUCUCGAUCAACUUACACUUUUACUCAUGUGUGAACAUGACUGCACGUCCGUUGGUAUUUUAUGUCAUUCAACGACGACUUGAUGCAGAAGCCCUUGGGUCCGCCACAGAAGAUUGGAAGGAAGGGCUCGCCCCAAACACCGUUGCUGUUAUUGAUAGCUGCAUCACAGCUGCGCGAGCAACCACCUUAAUAAUGGAUGCAGCUGCAAAACACAAUCUCAUUGCUACGUAUGGUUACCUUGAUGGCGAGUAUAUCUUCUCCGCUGCACUGCUGCUUGUCAUGGUGAAUGCUGCAUUCCCGCCGAAUGAAACCAGUGCACGAGCCAUGGAGACUGCACUGAACCUUCUUCGGGGAAUGGCUGAUCGUGGAAACACCUAUCUGGGCUCACGCCAUUCACUAUUGCUGGAACUCCGGGCUGCCAUUGUGACUAGGUCUGCUGCAAAUGACACCGAUCGCGCGAGCUCGGCAGGCCUGAAGGUCCCAUUAACGCCGACAACUGAGCACGGCACAAGCCUCACAGAGGAGAAAGAAGAUAUGGCAUCUCAACUAGGAGCCUCACAAGUGCUUGCUCCUGGGUGGCCACAGAACGAACUCCCCUCAUUCCGAGAUAUUGCCUUUCAGUUCGACCUGAACGAUGAUCCGGCACUCUGGGAAGGGGCCUUGGACCAGAUUGAUAUUGAUAUGGAUACCGACUGGAUUGAGAAUACACUAAAGCGAUAG
Molecule: messenger RNA, 1842 nt
Organism: Penicillium arizonense
Lineage: Eukaryota; Fungi; Ascomycota; Eurotiomycetes; Eurotiales; Aspergillaceae
Product: transcription factor domain-containing protein
Exons: 8
Coding region: 1-1842 (613 amino acids)
Biological process (GO): DNA-templated transcription
Molecular function (GO): DNA binding; zinc ion binding
Source: RefSeq, a predicted model, not a curated record